UACGGGUGUCACACAAAAACAUCGCCUUCGUGAACAAAAGCUUCGCCAUACAGUCACCAUUAGAGCUAGCUGGGAAAGAAACGACGGGUUCGCGGCUUACAGAGACCUCCGAAACUAUCUUUCUCAUCCUUCCUCUCCGCACCUACCAGAACCUUUGAGGAAGUUGAGUCAAGAAAAGUUUCAAUGGGUUCGAGACAAUUAGACUUCAUAAAAUCUUUCCAAAUCAGCAUUCAGUCUAUUCUCACUGCAGUGUCCAAGGAGGAUAUGUAUGCGGAAUUUUCAAUGUUUUCUAAGGCUGAGAAGGAGAGUUUGUAUCACUUGCUCGUUCAGGUUUCCAAAGCUUUGCAUCAAAAUAUAGCGGAGCUGUUUGAGUCGAAAUGUCAAGAAAGUCAGGUAUUAACUGCUUUUGAUAAGAUCGAACAUCUCCUGGAAGAGCAAACGCUAGACAGAGCAAACGCUCGACACUUUGCACGUAGAUCCAAGAAACAUGUCCAGAGCAACGUUGUUCGGUUGGGAUACCAUCGAACCCCGAUUACUAUUGGUAGCGGAAUCAGCUGGACUGUCUGCCCGACUAAAGAAAACAUACUUGUCUGGACCGUGCUCAUUGCAGUCACAUAUAGAACUGUCGCCCGUAGCUUUGUGAUCGACGUGACUUGA
Molecule: messenger RNA, 657 nt
Organism: Phalaenopsis equestris
Lineage: Eukaryota; Viridiplantae; Streptophyta; Magnoliopsida; Asparagales; Orchidaceae
Exons: 7
Coding region: 184-657 (157 amino acids)
Biological process (GO): chromosome segregation
Cellular component (GO): MIS12/MIND type complex
Source: RefSeq, a predicted model, not a curated record